This is a messenger RNA of Hippocampus comes (tiger tail seahorse), 615 nucleotides long. Its product is annotated as villin-1-like. Gene Ontology annotation, biological process: actin polymerization or depolymerization; barbed-end actin filament capping; actin filament severing. The annotation marks the transcript as partial. Lineage: Eukaryota; Metazoa; Chordata; Actinopteri; Syngnathiformes; Syngnathidae. The record is from RefSeq and is a predicted model, not a curated record. Gene Ontology annotation, cellular component: actin cytoskeleton; cytoplasm. The transcript is spliced from 5 exons. Gene Ontology annotation, molecular function: actin filament binding; phosphatidylinositol-4,5-bisphosphate binding.
GAUUGGGAAAUCUUUGUUCCUGCAGUCCGCAGUGCUCCCGAUGAUGAACGAGGCCAAGAAAGAUGCCUUCGGGAGUGUCAACAGAAAAGCCGGCCUGCAGAUAUGGACCAUUAACAAGCUGCAGAUGGUGCCCGUGCCGGCCCAAAGCUUCGGCAACUUUUAUGAGGGCGAUUGUUACAUCGUGCUGCAUACGAGUGACAACUUGGGCGCGGUGGACAUUCACUACUGGAUCGGGAAGGCCUCGUCGCAGGACGAGCAGGGGGCGGCGGCCGUCUACGUCACGCAGCUGGACGAGCACCUGGGCGGCGCGCCGGUGCAGCGCAGGGAGGUGCAGGGCCACGAGUCGCCGCGCUUCCGCGGCUACUUCAAAAACGGCCUCGUCUACAAAAAGGGGGGCGCGGCCUCCGGCUUUAACCACGUGGACACCAACGCCUACGUCGUCCUGCGCCUGCUGCACGUCAAAGGGCGCAAGCACGUCACGGCCACGGAGGUGGAGGCGUCGUGGAGCAGCUUCAACACCGGCGACUGCUUUCUACUGGACGCGGGCCACCUCAUCGUGCAGUGGAAUGGCGACAAGAGCAACAGGAGAGAGAAGCUCAAGGUGCCCACCUUCCU